AUGUCUGAAGAAAAGCCAGUCAACAGCCGCAAGGACCGCCCAACAGGCUCCAUGCACGUGGGAGAUGCCGACUUUGAUGUCAACGACCCCGCUUACGAGAUGGAUGCCACUUGGGGAGAAGUCUGCAAGGCUUGCUGCGUUAGAAGCCCAGUCGAAUGGGCCAUGGCAUUCGGUGGACUCGUUGCUGUUUUCUUUUUCCUAUACUUUUUCCUCGUUGGACUGGACCUUCUUGGAAACGGCGCCAAGGUCAUGGGAGGAUGUGCCGCAGGUGCUCUUUUUGGUGAUGACAUGAACCCCAUUGCUGGACUCAUGGUUGGUAUCGUUGCCACUGUCUUGUUGCAGAGUUCUUCCACCACCACUUCCAUUGUAGUCAGUCUCGUCGGAGCUGACUCUGUCACCGUCAAGCAAGGAAUUUUUAUGAUUAUGGGUGCCAAUAUUGGUACAUCUGUCACCAACACCAUCGUUGCCAUGGGUCACUUGGGAGACGGCGAUCAACUCGAGCGUGCUUUCGCUGGAGCUACGGUCCACGACAUGUUCAACUUUUUGUCCGUGGCCAUCUUGCUUCCUGUCGAAGCCGCUACAGGAUACCUCUUUUACCUCACUGAGGCUCUUGUCAAGAACUUCAAGGCCCAAGACGGAGAAAAGUGGGAGGGACCAGUCAAGAAGCUUGUUUCUCCUCUUGCCAGUCGCAUCAUCAUUGUCAACAAGAAGGUUGCCGGCGACAUUGCUUCUGGAAAGAAGGUUUGCGACGACUACUACCCCAACAAUGGAACUCUUGCUUGCGACGACUACAAUGAUCCUCUUACCUGCAGCUCUGGGCUUCUUUCCUGCGACAGCAAGGCCGAUACUCCAUACUGUCCUGCUUUCUUUGACCCUGAAGCCACUGAAUCCGUGGACCGUACCUCUGGAGUUUGCGCCUUUAUCAUUGGCUUGAUCCUCCUCUUCAUCUGCCUCUUUGCAUUGGUCAAGAUCUUGCAACGAUUAAUGAUGGGAGCUUCUACCCGCGUUCUCUACAAGGCUACCAACAUUAAUGGAUACCUUGCCAUUCUCAUUGGAGCUGGUAUCACCAUUUUGGUCCAAUCUUCUUCCAUUACCACUUCCGUUUUGACCCCCUUGGUCGGUGUCGGUGCCCUUCGUCUGGAACAAAUGCUUCCUCUGACGCUUGGAGCCAAUAUUGGUACCACCGUCACUGGUCUCUUGGCUGCCCUUCUUGGUAACAAGAACGGUAUGCAGGUCGCUCUCGCCCACUUGUUCUUCAAUAUUACCGGUAUUGCCAUUUGGUACCCAGUUCCAUUCAUGCGCAACAUUCCUUUGAACGCUGCCCGUGCUCUUGGACGAUCCACCCGUCUCUUCCGUGGAUUCCCAAUCAUCUACAUUGCCGUGGCAUUCAUUGCCAUGCCUUUGAUCUUUUUGGGUAUCUCUUACCUCUUCUCUGAUGGCAACUCGGGACUUACGGCUCUUGGUUCCAUCAUUGUCGUUGUCCUGGCCGUGGUCCUUAUCUACACUGGAUACUUUUGCAAGUACCAAGGUGGAUCUGAAAAGUGCACCGAGUGCUUGGUCUCUCGUGAAAAGCGAAACGUUGCCGUCCGAGAUCUUCCCGAUGACAUGGAAUGGCUCAAGGCCAAAGUUCGUGAACUUUCCGAGCACACUGGACUUCCCAUUGAUGAGGAGGAAGAAGCUGCCGACGUGGAAGCUGAGAUUCCUGCCAAGGAAGCGGCAGAUGAGGCCUCCGACGAAGCCUGA
Molecule: messenger RNA, 1743 nt
Organism: Cylindrotheca closterium
Lineage: Eukaryota; Bacillariophyta; Bacillariophyceae; Bacillariales; Bacillariaceae
Source: the annotation of a GenBank genome assembly